AUGCCUCGCAUUGACGCGCGCUUCUCCAACUGGAGAGUUGACCUAGGUCAUCUAGCUGUCGCGUAUCGCCAGAGGAGGCCGAAACAUCGAAGCCAACCACAGCCUGGGUUUUCGUACACACUGAGCGUAAAUGCCUUUGUCAAGGUCAUUGGCCGCUGGAAGGCAUUCAUGACUGACCAAUCCCUGGUUUGGUGCUGCGUGACCAGUUUGUGUGAGAGAGUUGAGCAUGUGUUUUCCCGUACGAGCCCUGCUUUGUCGAAUCACAUUCCUCCCGACCAUCUGGGCCAGGAAGCAAUCCCCGGCGCCAACAACGGCUCCGGCGACCAAACAGCUCCAUGA
Fusarium verticillioides 7600 is the source of this 339-nucleotide messenger RNA. RefSeq lists its product as hypothetical. NCBI's taxonomy places the organism in Eukaryota, Fungi, Ascomycota, Sordariomycetes, Hypocreales, Nectriaceae. The transcript has 3 exons. The record is from RefSeq and is a predicted model, not a curated record. Bases 1 to 339 code for a protein of 112 amino acids.